Messenger RNA from Megalobrama amblycephala (Wuchang bream), 9878 nucleotides. It is a transcript of the gene dmxl1, whose product is annotated as Dmx-like 1. Lineage: Eukaryota; Metazoa; Chordata; Actinopteri; Cypriniformes; Xenocyprididae. Gene Ontology annotation, molecular function: protein binding. The record is from RefSeq and is a predicted model, not a curated record. The coding region runs from base 194 to 8980 and encodes 2928 amino acids. The transcript is spliced from 44 exons. Gene Ontology annotation, cellular component: RAVE complex. Gene Ontology annotation, biological process: vacuolar acidification.
ACAUUUCCCACAAUGCAGUGCUCUUUUGACUUCCUGACCCGCACCGCAGAGUCUCCGCACACAAACACCACCAAAUCACUGUGUGUCUUAAUUAUCUCUCACAAUGAGAGGAACACGCAUUAUAUUUGAACUUGGGCAUGAAUGAAACCCGUUUCUGAGGGGUUCGUGUUGAAAAUCUUGUGUGCCAAGAACCAUGAACCUCCACCAGGUGCUCACAGGUGCUGUCAACCCCGGAGACAACUGCUUCUCUGUGGGCAGCGUCAGCAACCGGCCGUUCACGGCGUACGCCUCCGGCUGUGACAUCGUCAUUCUGGGCAGCGACUUUGAAAGGAUCCAGAUUAUCCCGGGAGCCAAACAUGGGAACAUCCAGGUGGGCUGCGUGGACUGCUCUCUCCAGGGCGGACAGAUCGCGGCAUCGUAUGGAAACAUUGUUUGUGUGUUUGAGCCGGUGGAGGUCAGUCCGCAAGGGAAAGCGCAAAAAAAGCUGAAUUAUCAUUGGCAGAAGAGCGGGCAGUUCGUCCUGCAGUCAGUCGCACACAUCCUGACGUGGCACCCGACCGGUACGUGUCUUCUGACCGGCUCGGCAUCUCUGCAGCUGUGGUGUAACGUGCGUUCCAGCGCAGAUCCCGAAGACAAGGCCGCUGCCGGCGAUCCUCAGCACUCCUGGAGAUGCAUAUGGCAAUGCAAGUCCGCCGCUCCGACUCACUUCAUCAAGUUUUCCCCGGAUGGAGAGUUUUUUGCGACUGCAGGACAGGACGACUGUUUGGUGAAAGUGUGGUACAGCACCAGCAAAUGGCAGGCAGACAUCACCAAAUUCUUCACCCCGCUUGACCUGCGCUCUGGGGCAGAGAUCAACUUCUCCUUCAUUUACCUGGCCCACCCUCGCUCCGUCACCGGCUUCUCCUGGAGGAAGACCAGCAAAUACAUGCCCAGAGGCGGCGUGUGUAACGUGCUGCUGACCUGCUGCAAAGACAGCGUCUGUCGACUGUGGGCGGAAACGCUGCUGCCCAGCGACUGCCUGCUGUCCGGACACAGACACAAUCACUGCAACAACGACCUGCCGAAGACAAACAACAUGAAGAAGUCCUCCAGCAACACCCUGAACCAGAGCCCGCUGGAGCUGAACCUGAAGCCCUCGUGGCGAGAGGAGGUGCGGUGUUUAUCUCAGCUCUCGUACACGGGUCCUCUGCCACAGCAGCAGAACAAGCACUACGCACACCGCACCAACAUCCUGCACGCCAACGCCCUGUGCCACUUCCACAUCGCUGCCAGCAUAAACCCAGCCACAGACAUCCCUCUGCUGCCCUCCAUCUCGUCCAUGAACGGCUCCGAUGAGGAGGAACCGGGAGGCUCGUUCACUGUUCACUGGCUCAACAACAAAGAGCUGCACCUGACGCUGAGCAUGGAGGUGUUUCUACAGCAGCUCAGGAGCAACGGCGAGCAGAACGGACCCGGAGAGCGCUACGAUGUGGGUGAGGAGGGGAACAGCGCUGAUGGUGCAGCUGCGAGCUCCGUCGCUCUGCCUGCACCGGCUGUGGAUCAUCAGGUGGACGUGCUGCUGGGCGACUGGAACAGAGGAGCAGACAUGCUGUUCAGCAUCCACCCGAUGGACGGGUCGCUGCUGGUGUGGCACGUCGACUGGUUGGACGAAUACCAGCCGGGCAUGUUCCGACAGACGCAGGUUUCCUUCGUGUCCAGGAUUCCCGUGGCCUUCCCCACCGGUGACGCCAACUCUCUCAGCCGCAGCGUGGUCAUGUACGCCUGCAACAAAAACGUGGACCUGGCCAUCCAGCACGGACGUCAGCGGCCCGCGGGUCUGCCGCACUCUUCCUCCGCGCUGAUCGGCUUGAGUCAGAACAAACCCUCCUCCAACAGCCUGCGCCUCAGCAUCUUCACCCCCAGCGUCCUGAUGAUCUCCAAACACGCCGACGGCUCCCUCAACCAAUGGGCCGUCAGCUUCGCCGAAGAUUCGGCCUUCUCCACGGUGCUCAGCGUCUCUCAUAAGUCGCGAUACUGCGGCCACCGCUUCCACCUCAACGAUCUGGCCUGUCACUCUCUGCUGCCCCUGCUGCUCACCACGUCACACCACAACGCCCUGAGGACGCCCGACGGCGACGCCACUCUGACGCUCCCGCCGGACCCGUCCCGCAGGAGCAGAGUGUCGUCCGGUGGCGUCUCCCAGGACCCCAACGCCAUCUACAGCGAGCUGAUCCUGUGGCGGGUGGAUCCGGUGGGUCCGCUGUCGUUCUCGGGGGGCGUGUCAGAGCUGGCCAGGAUCAACUCGCUGCACGCGUCGGCCUUCUCUAACGUGGCCUGGCUGCCCACGCUCAUCCCUAGCAACUGCCUCGGUGUGUAUGGAAACUCACCCAGUGCCUGCUUCAUUGCCAGUGACGGACACUCGCUGAGACUGUAUCAGGCCAUCAUAGAGGCCAAAAAACUGCUGAGUGAACUCUCGAACCCCGACAUCUCUAAAUAUGUUGGCGAGGUGUUUAACAUCAUCAGCCAACAGUCGACGGCCAGACCGGGCUGCAUCAUCGAGCUCGAUGCCAUCACAGACUUUCAGGGGAAAGAGACGCAGCUGUUGCAUGUGUUUGAGGAGGACCUGAUCUUGGGAAAUGAGAAAUCAGACGAUUGCCUGCAGGAGUCUGUUCCCAGCCGGACGCUCUUCUCCGCUCGCUUCUUCCUGGUGGUGGUGGAGAUCGCUCAGAGCGGCAGGUCGCUCCUGCACAUGUGGCAUCUACAGUUAGAUGCAGUUCCCGUCAUUAUGGAGCAAACUCAAACUCCUGCAAAAACUGAGACUGUGUCUCCAUCACCCACAAACUGCUCACAGUUUAACUUCGAGACGGUCGGCUCACCGCAGGCCCAGAGAACGAAACUCAACACAUCCAACCUCCAGAGCGCCUGUCGCCUCACUCUUACCAGUACGAAAGUGUUCAGCCAGGAGCUCGACCUACCGCAGGGUGUUGAAGUCAUACGUGUAACACCGGCUGCAGGACAUUUGAGCUCUUCAUCCCUGCAGCCAACUGGACGGGCUCCGUAUCUGCUGGCCACAUCCUGCUCAGACGGUACUGUCCGGUUCUGGAGGUGCAGCGCUGUCUCUGACCCCGAUAGCUCUGGAGAACCGUCAUAUGUCUGGGAAGAGUGGCCUUUGUUAGUGGAGGAAGGCGUGGCCAGCAGCAGCGCUCUGAGCGUGUGCGGUCAGCUCAUGGGUCUCAGCUGCUGCCACACCAGCAGAGUCGCGGUAGCACACCGGAGCGACGGACCGGGUUCCGGCGAGCCGCUCAUGCAUGUCAGCAUAUUCCAGUGCGACUCCACCGGCGGCUCUCAGUGGAUACUGGAGCAGAUGCUUAAAGUCAGCAGCUCUUAUAGCCCGAGUAGUAAUGACUGUGAUAAAAGCCUUACGGUACUAAGGGAUGGGCUGGUAAAUAACAAUUGCUUAGCUCUUGGCGGUAAGAGGCAGGUCCACUUAGACUGGGUCUCCAGAGAAGACGGCUCUCAUAUAUUAACCGUGGGUCUGGGAUCCAAACUUUACAUGUACGGGAUGCUAUCGGGAAAACCUCCAGAUCUGGGACUGUCCGAUAGCAGCAGGGAGCACCGCUGCUCCCACCUGGUUCUUCUCAGAGUGGUGGAUUUAGUGUCGUCUGUUGAGGGUUCGCUACCCAUUCCUGUCUCUCUGUCUUGGGUGCGAGAUGGGAUCUUAGUAGUCGGGAUGGAAUGCGAGAUGCACGUCUACUCCCAAUGGCAGCCACCCACCCCGGCCAAGCCGGCGCUCGCCACCGGAGAGAACAGUAUCGGUACCGGCAGCGUGACGUCUCUGAAACUGGAGGGACUCAGUCCGAAUCCUUCUAAAAAGACUCUCACUAGGUCCAUGACUAGUUUGGCUCAGAAACUCAGUGGAAAGAGAACUGCGUACGACCUCCCAGCUGAGAUGGAGGAUUCUGGGUUGUUUGAGGCCGCGCACCACCUUUUUCCCACUCUGCCCCAGUAUCAUCCGGUACAGCUUUUGGAGCUCAUGGACCUCGGAAAGGUCCGACGGGCCAAAGCCAUCCUGUCCCAUCUGGUGAAGUGCAUCGCCGGAGAGAUCGUGUCUCUGAAGGACACAACUGUCAACCAAGAGCGACGUCUGCGCUCACUCACGAUCAGCGCCAGCGGAAGCACCACCAGAGACCCAAAGAUGUUCAGCAAGGGCGAGAGCUCGGACUACACCGAGAUCGACUCUAUCCCGCCACUGCCGUUGUAUGCGCUCUUAGCCGCCGAUGAUGAAACGGCCCCCAGUGCCAAAGAAAGAACGGAUAGCGUGAGCGCUCACGGCGCCAGUACAUCCAGCCAAAGUGUUGCUUACGAUGAGCUCUUCUCGAGCACCGGUGUCAGUGCGGAUGACUUGGACCCUUUUGAUGCAGAUGAGGAAGAUGAUAAUGCCAAAGUCAUUGAUCUGUCGAAGUAUAGCCCCACGUUUUUCGGCUCUGAGCAUGCACAGGUGUUAUCCGGACACCUGCUUCACUCUAGUCUCCCGGGCCUGACGCGGAUGGAGCAGAUGUCUCUGAUGGCCUUGGCAGACACCAUUGCCUCCACCAGCACUGACAUUGGAGAAAGUCAAGGGAAAGGCCAAGGUGGAGAGACACUGGAUGAAUGUGGACUGAAGUUCCUGCUGGCUGUUCGCCUGCACACCUUCCUCCUGACAUCUCUGCCUCCGGCUCAUCGAGCUCAGCUUUCCUGUCAAGGAUUGUCCACCUGCCACUACGCCUGGGCGUUCCACUCUGAGGCUGAAGAGGAGCUGCUCAACAUGCUUCCAGCCCUGCAGAAAGGAGAUCCCACGUGGCCAGAUCUGAGAGCCAUGGGUGUGGGCUGGUGGCUGCGGAGUACUAAUAAGCUUCGCAGAUGCAUUGAGAAGGUGGCAAAAGCUGCUUAUCAGAGAAACAACGACCCCUUAGACGCAGCCUUGUUUUAUCUGGCCAUGAAGAAGAAAGCCGUGGUUUGGGGAUUGUACAGGUCUCAGCAGAACGCGAAGAUGACUGCGUUCUUCAGCAAUAACUUCAGUGAAGAUCGCUGGAGGAAAGCAGCUAUGAAGAACGCUUUCUCUCUGCUCGGAAAACAGCGCUUCCAACAUUCCGCUGCUUUCUUUCUGCUGGCUGGAUCCCUGAAAGAUGCUGUUGAGGUUUGUAUAGAGAAGAUGCAGGACCUUCAGCUGGCUCUAGUCAUCUGUCGACUGUACGAGUCUGAGUUUGAGAUGUCCUGCACCUACAAACGAAUCCUGCAGAGGCACGUUUUGGGUCAGGACCACCAGAUGGCGGCCCACCAGGACCCGUUCCUGCGCAGCAUGGCUUACUGGGUCUUAGACGACUACAGCAGGGCCCUGGACACUCUGCUGGAACAGCCCAAUGAAGGAACCGCCGGCACAUCUCCCUGUAAUCCUGACGUCUUCAACUUCUACACGUACCUCCGCACGCACCCGCUGCUUCUACGCCGCCACUUCGGCUCCUCGGAUAAAGCUAAAGUGGGUCUGACGGCCGAGGGCCGCGUGGCCGACUCCAUCACCCUCACCGAAAGGAGACUCUUCUUCACCGCCGCUCACGCACACCUACAGGCCGGCUGUCCCAUGCUAGCUUUAGAGGUGCUCUCCAAAAUGCCGAAAGUUGUUAAGCGUUCCAAGGCACGUGAGUAUCCCUCCAUGUCGAUGAGCGCUUCUGAAGGUCUAGAGAAGCCUGUUCUCAACGGCUUCCAGUCAGUGUCCUCGCUCUCGUCUCCCAGAGACGACAGUCAGUCGGACUCGGUGCUCAGUUUCGACUGGAGCCAGCCCUCUAUCACUCUGCCGGAUGAGCCUCUGGACCUGAAGUGGGACUCUGAAGACUCUGACGUAGAAGAAUCGGGACUGGCGAUGAAGACCAUCCACCCAGAGAACAACGGAGACGCUCCGGACGCGGCGUCCACCCCCACGGAUCACAGCGACUCGCUCGCCCUGACCGAGGACAUCCUUGCCGCCCGGUUGAAGUUCAGCUCCUGCCUGAAGAUCCUGACCACGGAGUUACGGACGCUCUCCACGGGCUACGAGCUGGACGGAGGGAAGCUGCGGCAUCAGCUGUGCCACUGGCUGGAGCGAGAGGUGGCGGCGCUGCAGAACUGCUGCGGUUACAACCCCUUCCUCCAGCACCUGCCUGAGGGCAUCUCGGCGGACCUGAGCCAGCUGGAGGAUCUGGAGGUGCAGGGCGCAGCGGAGCAGGCCAGAGAGGUGCAGCGGCGGCGGAGGCUGUGGCUGAAGAGGAACCAGCCCUUGCUGCGCAUCUUCCUCAGUUACUGCAGCCUGCACGGCUCUCACGGAGGAGGACUGGCCUCCGUCAGGAUGGAGCUCAUUCUGCUGCUGCAGGAGUCUCAGCAGGAUGACGCUCUGCAGAUCUCUGUCCCUGCUCUGCAGCAUGUAUCUAUUCCUCUUCUUCUGGCAUGGACCGCCAACUCCAAAACAGUGGUGGCCAAUCCCAUAGUGCACCUGACCAAUCUCACUCACGACAUUCUACACACCAUCAACGCUCUUGAUGCGCCUCCGCAGCCGGACGUCGUCAACAACGAGAUCUACGUGAUGCACACGCUGGCAGCUUCCCUGUCGGCCUGCAUUUAUCAGUGUCUCUGUGACGGACACAGUUACAGCCAUGUAAAUCCGUUCACGGGCAUCACCUACCAGAGCGUCCUGCUUACCCAUCAGACCCCUGUGAGGAGCGUCAGCAUGGAGGAGGCCGUCCUGCCCAACACUUCUCCUGCGCAGUGGCCUGGUGUGAGCGUCCUGAUGCAGCUGCUGAAUGCGUUCGGAGACGAGAACCAGCCCGGAUUGUCCGUGCUUCUGUGUGAGAUUCUGACCGCCGUCUUCCUCAGCCUGUUCGUCCACGGGUUGGCCACACACUCAACGCACGAGCUCUUCCGCAUCGUCGCUCACCCGCUCAACGCAAAGCUCUGGGUGGCCGUGUUCGGCGGCGGCGCUCGCGUUCCCGUGGCGGAGAAACCCAGCUCACCCACAGUGGAAGAUGCGGAGCGGAAGCAGCGCCGUUUCCGGCUACGCUCGUCACGCAGCAGCUCCAGAGAGGUUCCAGACAGUCCGAUCAGCCCCAGACCCGUGAUGGAGCCGGAAACAUCCGUCUGUAAAGAGCGCUUCGUUCCGCCUGAGCUCAGCAUCUGGGAUUAUUUCAUCGCAAAGCCGUACCUUCCUCCGUCCGCCAGCCGGGUGGAGUACGAUUCCGAGGAAAGCCAAGGCAGCGAGGAUGAGGAAGAUGAUGAUUAUGAUGAUGAAGAUUCUUUUGAUCCCAACUCUCCUCUGGCGGAACAUUCCAACAGUAACUCGUACAGCUGGUGUCUGAUGCGCUUGGCCAUGGUGCAGAUGGUGCAGUUCAACCUCAAGACCUUCUACCCAACGGCAGGUCAUGACCUCUUAGAUCUGCCCGUGUGCUCGCCGCUCUGUCACGCCGCUCUGAAGACCCUGCAGCGAUGGGAGCAGCUGCUCCUCAAGAGGCUGGAGAUUUUCGGAGGUCCUCCAUCAAAGUUCAUCUCCACGCAGCUGCUGGAGGAGAGCGUGUCAUCGGGACCGGCCCUCCUGCGGCACAAGGCCCUGUUCGAGCCCACAAACACCCCCUUCAGGUCGCGCCGGCGCUCUGCCCUGCCCGUCAGACGACUCUGGCAGUAUCUGGUCAAGCAGGAGGAGGUUCAGGAAACGUUCAUACGAAACAUCUUCACUAAGAAACGAGAUCUGAACGAGGAGACUGACAGUGUGCUGCUGGAUUCCACACACAACCAGAUUGAGGCUGAUCUGGGAUAUCCAGGAGGAAAAGCGCGCAUCAUCCACAAGGAGUCUGACAUCAUCACGGCGUUCGCCAUCAAUAAGGCCAAUCGCAACUGUUUAGUGAUCGCCUCCACACACGACAUCCAAGAGCUGGACGUGUCCUCCAUCCUCGCCACUCAGGUGCUGACGUGGAUCGAUGACGAGGCGGAGACGGAGGUCAAAGGGACGGAUGAUUUCCUGGUAGUGCACGCGCGGGACGACUUCGGCUCGCUGCACGGCAGCACGCCCUACACCCACAGCAGCCCCGGGACGCCCAUCAACAUGCCCUGGCUGGGCGGCCUGCAGACGGGCAGAGGAGCCGCCGUGCUCAUCAAACGAAACAUCAACAACGUGAGGCGGAUGACAUCACACCCCACACUGCCGUACUAUCUGACGGGGGCUCAGGACGGGAGCGUGCGGAUGUUCGAGUGGGGUCACUCACAGCAGAUCACCUGCUUCAGGAGUCCAGGAAACUCCAGGGUCACCAGAAUACGCUUCAAUUACCAGGGCAAUAAGUUUGGGAUCGUAGAUGCGGACGGAGCGCUCAGCCUCUGGCAGACCAGCACCUCAGGAAACACACCCAAACCCUAUCUGACGCUGCAGUGUCACAAUAAGACGGCGAAUGACUUUGUGUUUGUGGGCUCGUCGUCUCUCAUCGCCACCGCAGGCCUGUCGACAGACAACAGGAACGUGUGUCUGUGGGAUACGCUGGUCACGCCGGCAUACAGUCUGGUUCACGCCUUCAGCUGCCACGACUCCGGCGCCACGGUCCUGGCUCUGGCGUCCAAACAGCAGCUGUUAAUCAGCGGCGGCCGGAAGGGCUGGAUCAGCGUCCUGGAUCUGAGUCUGAAGGUCCAGCGGCAGAGUUUCCAGGCGCACGACUCACCCGUCAAAGCGCUGGCCGUGGACGCCACCGAGGGAAGCUUCAUCAGCGGCUCCGCCGAAGGAAACAUCAAGGUGUGGAGCAUGUCGACACAGACCCUCCUGCACACCUUCACCAACGAACACGCCCGGCAGUCGCUCUUCCGCAACCUCGGCACGGGCGUCAUGCAGAUCGAAACGGCCCCGGCCAAUCACAUGUUCUCCUGCGGAGCGGACGGCACCAUGAAGAUGCGCAUUCUGCCGGACGCCCUGAGCGUUUACGGCAGCGGCGCGAGGAACGACGUGAAGUUUAUCAUGUAGCACAUUCUUGAGUUUCUUUGCACACGGUAAGGCAAGCAAUACGAGAGAGAGGAAACACACGUCGCCGCUCGAAUCCUCAGCCAAUCGUACAGGGUCAGGACGGACGUGUUCAAAGCACACUGUACCUUUAGCAUACACAGUUAGAUAUAUAUAUAUAUAUCAGUAAAGCCUUAACUAGCCAAACUGUUGCUAAGCGGUGUUGUGAUCGUGCUCUAGAUUUAAAUAUAGUGAUAAGUGUCCUUAUAUUUCUACCGAUCAUCCCUGAUCUCCGGCGCCGGAGCGUGUGGUAGUUCCUGCUGUUGCGAUAAUCAUUCUGUGGGAAGGUAUUGAUAAGCAGUAUUCAGUCGGCGGAGAUGACGAGCUUUAACAGCGUAAAUCGAGUGGCUCUUCUUCUGCACAUGAAGCACUUCUGUAGAGAUCCGAGCUGAAGCAUCAUUCCAUGACCCAUAAACCCGAGAACGGACCUCGUUGACCCGCUUCGGCUCGCGUCUGUGACUUCAGCGUCAGUAACUGGAAUGAAGAUCACAGCUACUUUUAUUUUCAGAUGUAAAUACGAGAUUCUGUGUUAAAUAUAAAGCUUAUUUAUAAUCACCGAGGCUUCUGCAGACGUUUGUUUUUAGGAACGUUGUUCAGGGUUUAUUUUUUACGCUUUUCUUUUACCUGUCGACUCGGGCACAAGCGUUUUCUUCUGUUCUUUGGAGAGAUUUUUAUCUGAUGAAGGUCAUUGUGUUCUUCUCUCUUCUUCACCCAGUUUAGGAAUCGGCUGUAGUGAUCAUGCUUUCUGCCCUUUAACCUCUCAAAAUGUGAAUAUAUACGCAAAUGAAUCUAAUUUUAUAAUGAGUAUGAAGAGACCUGUAAUAUACAUUACUGUAAUGAGAAAAUAAAUGACUUAAUGCAA